Cynocephalus volans (Philippine flying lemur) is the source of this 3991-nucleotide messenger RNA. RefSeq names its product RUN and FYVE domain containing 2 (gene RUFY2). NCBI's taxonomy places the organism in Eukaryota, Metazoa, Chordata, Mammalia, Dermoptera, Cynocephalidae. Bases 94 to 1914 code for a protein of 606 amino acids. Gene Ontology annotation, molecular function: metal ion binding. The record is from RefSeq and is a predicted model, not a curated record. Gene Ontology annotation, cellular component: cytoplasm. The transcript is spliced from 18 exons.
GCGGUGGCGGCCGCCGCGGGCCUGGAGGGACCUGCUGGCCGGGCCGAGGGAGCCCCCGCCGGAGACCGCGCCGUCGCCGCCGCCACCGCCGCCAUGGCUACAAAAGACCCCACAGCUGUAGAGAGAGCAAACUUGUUAAACAUGGCUAAACUGAGUAUCAAAGGACUCAUUGAAUCUGCUCUAAGCUUUGGCCGCACUUUGGAUUCUGACUAUCCCCCCUUGCAGCAGUUCUUUGUUGUUAUGGAACAUUGUCUGAAACACGGUCUUAAAGUAAGAAAAUCAUUUUUGAGUUAUAACAAAACCAUCUGGGGCCCUUUGGAACUAGUUGAGAAGCUGUACCCAGAAGCAGAGGAAAUAGGAGCCAGUGUCCGGGAUUUACCUGGUCUUAAGACCCCCCUGGGUCGUGCAAGAGCAUGGCUUCGAUUAGCUCUCAUGCAGAAGAAAAUGGCUGAUUAUCUGCGUUGCUUAAUUAUUCAGAGGGAUCUCUUGAGUGAGUUCUAUGAAUAUCAUGCACUAAUGAUGGAAGAAGAAGGAGCAGUGAUUGUUGGGCUGCUGGUUGGCCUGAAUGUGAUAGAUGCUAAUCUGUGUGUAAAGGGAGAGGAUUUAGACUCACAAGUUGGAGUGAUUGAUUUUUCCAUGUAUUUAAAAAAUGAAGAAGAUAUUGGAAAUAAAGAAAGGAAUGUUCAAAUUGCUGCCAUAUUAGACCAAAAGAAUUACGUGGAAGAAUUAAAUAGACAGCUGAACAGUACAGUCAGCAGCCUCCAUUCAAGAGUGGAUUCAUUAGAAAAGUCAAAUACUAAGCUGAUUGAAGAGUUGGCAAUAGCAAAGAAUAAUAUCAUUAAACUCCAAGAAGAAAAUCAUCAAUUACGAAGUGAAAAUAAAUUGAUUUUAAUGAAAACACAGCAGCACCUAGAGGUUACCAAAGUGGAUGUGGAAACUGAACUUCAAACAUAUAAGCAUUCUCGGCAGGGGCUAGAUGAAAUGUAUAAUGAAGCCAGAAGACAGCUCCGAGAUGAAUCUCAGUUACGACAGGAUGUGGAGAAUGAGCUAGCGGUACAAGUUAGUAUGAAACAUGAGAUUGAACUUGCCAUGAAGUUGUUGGAGAAAGAUAUUCAUGAGAAACAAGAUACUCUGAUAGGUCUUCGACAACAACUAGAGGAAGUUAAAGCAAUUAACAUAGAGAUGUAUCAAAAGUUACAGGGUUCUGAAGAUGGCUUGAAAGAAAAAAAUGAAAUAAUUGCCCGACUAGAAGAAAAAACCCAUAAAAUAACUGCAGCCAUGAGGCAGCUGGAACAAAGAUUGCAGCAAGCAGAGAAGGCACAAAUGGAAGCUGAAGAUGAGGAUGAGAAAUACUUACAAGAAUGUCUGAGUAAAUCCGACAGUCUGCAGAAACAAAUCUCCCAAAAGGAGAAACAGCUGGUGCAACUGGAAACUGAUUUGAAGAUUGAGAAGGAAUGGAGGCAGACUUUGCAGGAAGAUCUUCAAAAGGAGAAAGAUGCCUUAUAUCAUCUUAGAAAUGAGACGCAACAAAUCAUUAGUCUUAAAAAAGAGUUCCUCAACCUCCAGGAGGAAAAUCAGCAGUUGAAAAAAAUAUAUCAUGAACAAGAGCAAGCGCUUCAAGAACUUGGCAACAAACUUAGCGAAUCGAAACUUAAAAUAGAAGAUAUAAAAGAAGCCAACAAAGCAUUGCAGGGACUGGUUUGGCUGAAAGACAAAGAAGCAACACAUUGUAAACUUUGUGAAAAGGAAUUCUCACUCUCUAAGAGAAAGCACCACUGUAGAAACUGUGGGGAAAUUUUCUGUAAUGCCUGUUCUGACAACGAACUGCCUUUGCCUUCUUCACCAAAGCCAGUACGGGUCUGUGAUUCCUGUCACGCAUUGCUCAUUCAGAGAUGCUCAUCUAAUUUGCCAUAAGACUGCACAGUAAAUCCUUAUGUAUGGAAGUACCUACGAUGGAUGGAUGUUUUGUAUGACCCUGUGUACAAGGGAGAGGUAUCCAGACAGCCCUUCUUAAGCAGCUUUCAGUCAGUAUUGGUACCAAUUUAUCUUCCACAUUUUCAACUCAUGGGAAUUAGAAGUUGGUGAUUUGAUAUUUCCUUCCCCUUUGUUACUUAAAGAGAAUUUUCACCAGAGCAUGCUUUAAAAUAACUUUAACCUAAUUCUUAAUUGAUGUAAUAAUCAUGUUCUCUGUAACUCCAUUGAAAGACCAGAUAGUAUAGUUAACACACAUUUUGCCUUAUCUUCUAAAGGCCUUCUUAAAAGUAAGGCUUCAGAUUGUUUCAUUCUUCUGAAUUGUCAAGUUGGUACUUCAUAGUGCCUGAAAUUCUCUUAAUGCACUUUAAAUCUUCAUGAUUUUAAGAGUGGAAAUACAUAAAAACUUUUAGAAGUAUUAAUAUUCUAAUUCAACAGAUUUUUCAUUAUCUUGGUAAAAUUUCAGCUUUAACUAUAUUUAUCCUUUCUCCUCCUCCUUCCCUUUCUUGCAUUAGAAAAAGCCAGUAUUUUAUCCUACAAAAUUUCCUUUUCAUGUUUUCUAAAAUCAUUCAUUGUGCUUGCCUUUCAGAUACAGUGGGUUAAAAUUAAAGGGGCAUUGAUUUGGCCUCAACUUUUUUUCCUUCUGUUAAAAGAAGUUUCACACAACUGUCAUCCUUUUACUUAAGUUACUUACAGAACUCACAUGCUACCUGUGUCUCACUAAAUUGCUAAUAUUUGGGGGUUGGAGGCUCAGACCCCAAUUUAAAGAUAAAAACAUAAAUCCUCCAAAAAUAAUUCUUGUGUUACAUUUCCCCUGAAGAAACUUUUAGGAACCAUUACAUUAUAGUAGUCUACCACUGCAGUGUUAUGCCCACUGUAAAAUUUCAGUGUCUACCAAGCAUCCUUUUGCCAGUCAUGAGCAGAUGAAGAUGUGGUCUCUGCCCAACCAUGAAAUACAUACUUCAACUACUUCAAACUCAAAGAUUCACUAAUCUAGUUAUACUGCUUAAAGCAUAUCAAGAAUUUAAUCUGUAAAAAUUAGGUUACCUCUGUAUAAUCAGUUACUUAAACAGCAUCAUGUAGGAUUCUUUUUGUAUUAAUUUCAGCCAUGCACUUUAUGAGCCUUUCAAAAAUAUACAGAAAUCUUACAUUACUUAGGAGCAUUACACUUAGUGACUGACUAAUCAUGAUACCCGCCUUUCCCCUAAAGUGGUUACUUAUUUUGCAGGAUCUUUUCCUCAUGAGUAUGUACUUUAUGAUUUAAAAUUAUUUAAUUUUCUAAAUUGCUAAAGUAUGAAACCAGUAUUUUACUUGAAGACCCAUUUUCUCCAGAAUCCAUUAAUUUCAAGUCAGCUUGAAGCCAACUUCAGUUAGAUCUGACAUAGACUUUUAGAUGAUCUUUCUUGAAUAUUUACAGAAAAAUCCUCAAGAGAUAGGAAUUAUAUUCUUGAAUUGUUUUGUAUUAAUAUGAUGGAUUAACAGUAUUUGUGAUUGCUGAGACUAAGCAUAAAUGAAAAUUUAAGUGUUUAAUUACUGUGCUUGCAACAAAUUUUAAAAUGUGACAUGUAAGUUGCUUAAAUUCCAAGGUUGAUUUCGUUCAACAGAUAAACCAUGAGUUUUAGUCACCCUUUAAAUUUCCCACCAUUUUAAACUUACAAGUCACCACUGAUUUGGGCUUUUCUUAAAAAGCCAGCUUUUUAAAGCAGCUUUUAUGGCAGCAGUGCAACUUGCUCCAUUUAGUUUUGGCUUAGAAACCGUUUGUACUAAUUUUGGACUUUUCUGUUACAAAACUUUCACAAUUUGUAUUUUGUGACUGACUGUGAACCUAACACUACUUUUACUUGCCACAGUAGAUCACAUACCAUAUUCCCUUAUCUAACCAGUACUACACUACAAUGCUAUCAUGGUGCCAAGGAAUUGCAAUUGUAAUUCUUUUAACCUGUAAUGGUUUAAAAAUAAAACAUGAAUUUUAUAAACCAAUAAAGAUUUGAAAAAGUAACCUUUAGAAGGACAACUUUCA